AUGCAUUCCAACGGUGCCCUCCUCCGCUGGGCCGCCACGCUCUUGGCCUCGGCCACUGCCGUGUGCGCCGUCCCCACCUGGCAACCCCCGGCCGUGCACCGGAGGGUCGACUUCAACAUCCUCGUCGGCGGCAACGUCUCCCUCCGCAUCAUGCCCCUCGGCGCCUCCAUCACGUACGGCCUGAGGUCCACGGACGGCAACGGCUACCGGGAGGCCCUGCGCAACCUGCUCAUCGCCGACGGGAACCCCGUCGAGAUGGUCGGCUCCCACCCCAACGGCACCAUGGCGAACAACGCGAACGAGGGCUGGCCGGGCUUCCGCAUCGACGAGGUCCUGGAGAAGGCCGAGAUCUCGGUGCCCUUGACGCUGCCGAACCUCGUCCUCGUCAACGCCGGCACCAACGACUGCGCGCAGAACUACGACACCGACAACGCCGGCGCCCGCAUGCUCGAGAUGCUCGACUACCUCUGGGCCACCUCGACGCGGGCGACCGUCGUGCUCUCGACGCUCCUCGUCAACGGCAACAACGCCACCGAGGCGUGCGUCCUGCGCGUCAACGACCAGUACAGGGCGCUCGUCGAGCAGCAGCAGGCGCUGUCCAAGAAGCUGGUGCUCGCCGACAUGCACACCGCCGCCGGCCCCCAGGCGAGCGACCUCGUCGACGGCACCCACCCGAACGACGCGGGCUACGUCAAGAUGGCCAACAUCUGGUUCGCCAGCAUCAAGGACGCCGCGUCGCGCGGCUGGCUCGAGGCGCCCCAGCCGCUGCCCGAGAGCAAGGCCAGCCGCUGA
Molecule: messenger RNA, 792 nt
Organism: Colletotrichum navitas
Lineage: Eukaryota; Fungi; Ascomycota; Sordariomycetes; Glomerellales; Glomerellaceae
Product: GDSL-like Lipase/Acylhydrolase
Exons: 2
Coding region: 1-792 (263 amino acids)
Molecular function (GO): phosphatidylcholine lysophospholipase A1 activity
Source: RefSeq, a predicted model, not a curated record